AUGCGUCGCGUGGUGUCUGAGGCGGGUGCAGCCGGCGCGCGUGGCUCGCACGUGCCGGCCCGGCACACGCGGCGGCGGCGCUCGGGCCGCGCGCGCCGGGCCGCCGGGGCCGCGCCGCCGGGCGAGCCGCACGCGCCGGCAUGCGACCAUAGCGGGGGCAUGCGGCUGCCGCUGUUGCCGCUGCUAGUGCUGCCGCUCGUGCUCGUCCGCCCGGCCGCAGCCGGUAUCUGCUGGUCGGGCAUGGAGCGAGGUGGUCGCUGCAGUUCUGUAGCAGCGCUUCGUGUUGGUCGAGCCGAGUGCUGCUCGGGUGGAGCCCGCGCCCCUGCAGCGUGGAGCCCUAGAGACUUGGACAGCGGAGAGAUAUUCUUCUACAAAGCGCUAUCAGGCGGUGUACCGUGUACCGCGUGUGCUGAAUCAUGUGCGGGUGUAUCUUGUGGCGCCGGCCGUCGUUGUGUGGUGCGAGGCGGUCGUGCUAGAUGCGUGUGUGCGGCAAGCUGUCGGCGAGCGGGGCCGGUGUGUGGCAGUGACGGUAGAACUUACCGCUCACUGUGUAGAUUAAGACGACGAGCCUGCCGCCGCCCCGCUAAACAUCUCACCCUCGACUACCCUGGACCAUGCAGAGUCGGCAGCUGUGACGGCGUUCGCUGUGGAGGUGAUAAACGCUGCGUUCUAGACGCCGAGCUGGGAGCGCAUUGUGUGAGGUGUGGAGCGUGUAGUGUAGCCGGCACGCCCGUCUGCGCUGUCGACGGGCGGACGUACGCUGGCGCGUGCGCUUUGAGACGCGCUGCUUGCGAACGUGGAAAAGCGCUUCCACUCGCUUACAAAGGAUCAUGUAUAGCGAACGCAACAUGUUCGUCUGUUCGUUGCGGCUCGGGUCAGCGCUGUGUGUCCGGCGGCGUGUCGGGUGCUCGUUGUGUGUCGUGCGGGGCCUGCGGGGGCGGAGCCCGACGUCCUCUCUGCGGCUCGGACCGAAGGACCUACUCGUCGUGGUGCCGCCUCCAACGAGCUGCCUGUCACGCGGGAACUGUUGUCGAUCCUCUACAUCCCGGACCUUGUAAAGGAAACAGAAACAUAACGGACAAUAGUGUGACAGAAGAGAAACACAAAGAUGUGGACUCCUCGCGAGUAAUAUAG
Messenger RNA from Danaus chrysippus (African queen), 1134 nucleotides. The record is from the annotation of a GenBank genome assembly. Lineage: Eukaryota; Metazoa; Arthropoda; Insecta; Lepidoptera; Nymphalidae.